AUGGAAAAAGCACAGAUAUAUGGGAAACUUGUGGAUAAAGAAAGUCGGUGUGAACACUGGCACGGUCCACUGGACGUUAUAGCCCUCCGGUUCAAAUGCUGUAACGGAUACUAUGCAUGUUACGAGUGUCACCAGGAAUUGGUACCGCACGUCACAGAAAGGUACAAUAUAAACGACGAAACUGUCCCGUUGGUCAUAUGCGGCGUAUGCAAACUUGAAAUGUCGUUUGCUGCAUACAGUGAUUCGUUGCAAUGUCCGAAUUGCAGAUCGCAAUUCAACCCAGGCUGUAAAUUACAUUACGAUAUGUAUUUUAUGAAAGAUGAUGAACCAGAAAAUCUCCGAUAG
Molecule: messenger RNA, 345 nt
Organism: Kluyveromyces lactis
Lineage: Eukaryota; Fungi; Ascomycota; Saccharomycetes; Saccharomycetales; Saccharomycetaceae
Gene: HOT13
Product: Hot13p
Exons: 1
Coding region: 1-345 (114 amino acids)
Biological process (GO): protein import into mitochondrial intermembrane space
Cellular component (GO): mitochondrial intermembrane space
Molecular function (GO): zinc ion binding
Source: RefSeq, a predicted model, not a curated record